Molecule: messenger RNA, 690 nt
Organism: Diabrotica virgifera virgifera (western corn rootworm)
Lineage: Eukaryota; Metazoa; Arthropoda; Insecta; Coleoptera; Chrysomelidae
Exons: 2
Coding region: 1-690 (229 amino acids)
Source: RefSeq, a predicted model, not a curated record
AUGUCAUUUUUGCGAAUAGGAACCAACAAUCCUGAAUACAAACAUGUACUCAGUUUCCGUCGACAUAUUUACGUAUCUCCACCCACAGGUCCAAUUCCCGAUACCAUUUUAAUAACUCAUGAAGAUACUACAAAUCGAAUUUUUUUGACAUUAGACAACUUAUGUUUCAUUUGCAAACAACAUGGCCACAUUUCCAGUAGUUGCUCAGUAAAUGUAAAUCACUCAGAAACAGCUGUCCCAACUGCUACACUUUCAAACAGAAACGAACCUAGUACAGUAACUUCAACAGAAACGACUGCUAUUACACCUUCAACAACAUGCACUUCUACAAUCAUAUCAAAUAAUUCAACGCCACUAACAAAAAUAUUAUCUACAACCAACCUAACACCUCUUGAUACAUCAACUACAGAUAAUACAAUGCCAGUGAUAUCCAAACCAAAUAUAUCCACCUCAUCAGCCCCCUCACCUCACAUAGUCAUAACUAACCAGCCUUCAUCUUCCAGUCUAAGCAAUAAUUCUUGCUCGGUUAAUGAAAAUAAAGAGAAUCCAGCACCAAAAGAAUUUAGCGUGUCCAACGAAGAAAAUACAUCUAAAUCAUCCUCCAAACGAACUGUAUCUGAAGCAAUAUCACCCCCGAUUGAGACAUCAGCUAGUGACGAUAUCCGCGACAAAAACCCUAUUUCACAAUAA